Molecule: messenger RNA, 2103 nt
Organism: Rotaria sp. Silwood1
Lineage: Eukaryota; Metazoa; Rotifera; Eurotatoria; Philodinida; Philodinidae
Source: the annotation of a GenBank genome assembly
AUGUUUUCUGGAGUAAUUAAUUUACAAAGACUAUUACAACCAACAACAGGUGAAGCUGCAAAUAUUGUAGUACCUGAAUUACAUAAUUUACUUAAACUUGAUCCAUAUCUUGAAGGAUAUCAAGAUGAAAUUCGACGACGUUAUUAUGUAUUUCAAAAAAUUCUUAAACAAUUAGAAAUUGAAGAACAAGGUAUUGAUAAUUUUACAACAGCUUAUAAACAUUUUGGUAUUCAUAUUAAUUAUCAAACAAAUGAAAUAAAUAUUAAAGAAUGGGCACCUGGAGCAAAAGCUAUGUAUAUUCGUGGAGAUUUUAAUAAUUGGCAAGAAAAACAAUAUCCAUUUACACGUGAUCAAUGGGGUGUAUGGCGUGUUACAAUUCCACCAUUACCCGAUGGAUCUGUAGCAAUUAAACAUGGACAAGCAAUUAAAUUACUUCUUGAAAUUGCUAAUGGUGAAUUAGUCGAUCGUAUUUGUCCAUGGUCACGUUAUGUACAACGAAAAGAAAAAGCAACUGUAUAUCAUGAUGUAUUUUAUAAUCCAUCAUAUGAACAAAUUUAUAAAUUUAAAUAUACUCAACCUAAAAAACGUGAUCGAUUAAAAAUUUAUGAAGCUCAUAUUGGUAUUAGUUCAUCAAAAGAAGAAAUUGCUAGUUAUGAAAAUUUUCGUAUUAAUAUUAUUCCUCAUAUUAUUAAACAAGGUUAUAAUACAAUUCAAUUAAUGGCUAUCUUAGAACAUCCUUAUUAUGCUAGUUUUGGUUAUCAAGUAACAAAUUAUUUUGCUGCAUCAAGUCGUUUUGGUACACCUGAAGAAUUAAAAGCAUUAAUUGAUGAAGCACAUAAAUAUAAUUUAACUGUAUUACUUGAUCUUGUACAUAGUCAUAGUUCGAAAAAUAUAGUUGAUGGACUUAAUAUGUUUGAUGGUACAGCUGGUUGUUUCUUUCAUGAUAAUACACGUGGUUUUCAUACACUUUGGGAUAGUCGAUGUUUUAAUUAUCUUGAACGUGAAGUAAUGAGAUUUCUUCUUUCAAAUAUUCGAUAUUGGUUAGAAGAAUUUAAAUUUGAUGGUUUUCGAUUUGAUGGUGUUUCAUCAAUGCUUUAUCAUUCACAUGGCAUUGGGCAUCAUUUUUCUAGUUCAUAUGAUGAAUAUUUUGGUUUAGCAACUGAUACUGAUUCAUUUAAUUAUCUUCAAUUAGCUAAUUAUGUUUGUGAAAAAUUUUUUCCAGAAUCAAUAAGAAUUGCUGAAGAUGUAUCAGGUAUGCCAACAUUAUGUCGUCCACUUGCUGAAGGUGGUGCUGGUUUUGAUUAUCGUUUAGCUAUGGCUAUUCCAGAUAUUUGGAUUAAAUUAUUAAAAGAAAAAAAAGAUGAAGAUUGGCAUAUAGGUAAUAUAACAUGGACAUUAAUGAAUCGUCGAUCAUCAGAAAAAAAUAUAGCCUAUGCUGAAAGUCAUGAUCAAGCAAUUGUUGGUGAUAAAACUAUUGCACAAUGGUUAUUUAAUGAACAAAUUUAUAGUCAUAUGUCAAUAUUUAGUGAACGAACAGCUACUAUUGAUCGUGGUUUAGCUUUACAUAAAAUGAUUCGUUUAUUGACAUAUGCAUUAGGUGGAGAAAGUAAUGAAUUUGGUCAUCCUGAAUGGCUUGAUUUUCCUCGAGAAGGAAAUAAUGAAAGUUAUAAAUAUGCUCGUCGUCUUUUUUAUUUAUCUAAUGAUGAAAAUUUAAGAUAUAAAUAUCUUAAUGCAUGGGAUAAAGCAAUGAAUGAUUUAGAAGAAGAAUAUAAAUGGUUAUCAGCAAAAAAUACGUUAAUUAUUCGACAAAUUGAAGCUGAUAAAGUUAUAGUAUUUGAACGUGGUGAUCGAGGUUUAAUAUUUAUAUUUAAUUUUCAUGGAUACAAUAGUUUGACUGAUUAUCGUAUUGGAUGUAGUCAAAGUGGAAAAUAUCGAAUUGUACUUAAUUCAGAUGCAAAAUUAUUUGAUGGUCAUGAAAGAAUUAAUAAUGAACAAAUAUUUUCAACGGAGAAUAUCAAAUGGGAUGACAGACCAUUUUCAUUUAGAGUUUAUACACCAAGUCGUACUGUAUUUGUUCUUGCUUUGAUUGAUGACAAAAAGUGA